AUGGAACCUUCAUCGUCAUCGGCGAUUGCGCAACAAACAUGGGAGUUAGAGAACAACAUAAUUCCCAUGGAAACUCCCGCUGCCGACGAUUCGAUUUUCCACUACGACGAAGCAGGACAGAACGAGUUUCAACGCGAUAAACCAUGGGCGAACGAUCCUCACUACUUCAAGCGCGUCAAGAUCUCUGCACUCGCUUUACUCGAGAUGGUUGUUCAUGCGCGCUCCGGUGGUACCAUCGAGGUUAUGGGUCUCAUGCAAGGCUGGAAGGUUGGAAAAUGUUGUGGGAUGGUAUCAUUCUCAUCCUGGUUAUGGUUGUUGGCUUUCUGGGAUUGA
Messenger RNA from Lathyrus sativus (Indian pea), 333 nucleotides. The record is from the annotation of a GenBank genome assembly. Lineage: Eukaryota; Viridiplantae; Streptophyta; Magnoliopsida; Fabales; Fabaceae.